AUGCUUUGUUUGGAGCACUACCAAAAUUGUACCUGCUGUCCCCCCGAAAAGCAAAUUCUCAUCUACCGCUACGAUCUAGACGAACUCAAGCAGAUCUCCCAACGUCCACAGGCUAGGAUAAGGGAAUACCACGAAUGGAAGGCGCGUGUUGAUGACUUCCUGCUUAUUGCUAAUUCUCUACCUAGAGUAGAGAUUAAAAAGGAGGUGGUUGGUGAGGAUACGAAGGAGGAGUUUGAAAAAGAAACGUCUAAUGGAAAAGUGCAUCAGAGCGCUCCCUCGGAGGCCAAUAUCGCUGUUGAGCCGAUAACAAUCAAGGCUGAGCUUGAAGAAAUUCCCCCUGUUUCACGAAUAUCGCUUCAGGAGUUGAUUGACUUACGCGAUAAGGGUCUACGAAAUGUCUACCCUGAUAACUUGAUCGAUGCCUUAAGUGCUGUCAUUACUGAGGUGGAGGAGUACGCCACCACUGUGCGAAGUAUUUGUCAUCUGAAACUGGAUGAAAAGGAGGCAAGUGGGGAUAUGAAACCCAGCGGUUCUUUCGCCGCUGAUUCUUCACCCAGUGAACAAAUGAAGUCCUCCCCGAAAAAGCUGAAAAAGGAAUCUCCUGAGUGGUCUUCUCAGGAUAUUGUUCAACCGGAUCUUCCUUUGAAUCCAGAUCUCGCUAAGCUAUCUUUGCGUGAGUUUGAACUUUUUGUGGAAAAAGUGAACAAACUGCCAUGUGAAUUCCCAGAAAUGGAAGAGCUAAACCUUCUCAAAAGACGUAUUGAAGAAUGGCAGGUUUCGGCUUUUGAAGUCCUGACGCUAAGUAGCCAAAUUGUACAAAGUGAAAAGGAAGAAGAUACUGACUUGGCCCGUCCUCUCCCACCACUUCCUGAACUCCAGCGAGUGGAAGAUCUCGUUAAUUUUGGAAGGAAUAUUGAAGUUGACCUUAAACCCCUUCUACCGCUCCGAUAUGUUUUGGAAUGUCUCUCCUGGUUAAAUACAAUCGAAUCGAUAAUGAAUUUGCUCGAUGGUGAGGCGUCUAGUGAAGGCGGUCUCGGGUGUGACAAGCGUCCCACCUUGAAGUAUUUACUUGAUACUGAAGCACGGGGACAAAGGCUCACCUUCUAUCUACUCAACUAUGCGGCCGAGGACAUGAAAGGUGGAACUGCACAACAGGGCGAUUCUACUGCAGAUACCACAAUUGCUCUCGAAAUGGCUGUCUCCCGAUAUAACAGACGUCUUUUAGCUGCAAUUAAUGCCACUCAAAUUUUGGAGGCUAGUAUGAAGAAAUUCUUAAAAGCACCUCAUGGAUCAUGUCAUCUUCUGGAAGCAGAGAAAUUAGUGGAACGAACAGGGAAUGUUCUAGGGACCUUCAGUGCGGCCGAGGAGUUAUCCGCCAUGUGCACGAAAGCACGAAGCAUAAUGGACCAUUUGAACGCCUUCCAGCGUAUUAUUGAAUUAAAUCGCGUUCAUAGGGAGAGAAGUACAGAGGUGGAUAUGCACCCAGGGUAUGCUACGCGGAAACCAUCUAGAGCCGAUGCCAGGAUUAAACUUCCUGAGGAGUUUGUUCAAAGAAUCAAGCUGAAUACUCCUGAAUCUACGCCAAAGCUUUGGUUGGAGUUCUACAAUGAACUAUGUAGAGGCGCCAAACGAUUACCAUUCAUCUUCCCUGACACUUCGAGGAUUAAGAAAUUGCUUGUUGUUGCUAGUCGAUGCUACGAGCGACUGAAAGCCGCCUUCAUGCCUUUUGAGGACGAAUCGGAGUUUAAUGUAGAACGAUUUCUCGAAGCAGCACUACCGCGACCAAAAGCUGCCCUUGCCAUCCUUAUGUACCGUGAUAUUGAACACUUUCCAAGUGCUCAAUCAUUGGCUUCUGACCCGGGUGACUGUAGUAGUCAAGCCUAUGCUGAGGCUUGUAGAAGAAAUGUUAAGGUAUUUAUGGAGCAACUAAAUACUGGAAGGUCUUUUGACAAUCUCUACGAUAUCGUCUACUCCAGCAUGAUUGACGAUGAGCUUAAAUUGCUCCACUAUUUGCGUAAAAUUAAUAAUCGCAAAUCGAAGCAUAGAGAUCAAGAUAGUGUGUUUUAUUGCGUCUGCCGACAACCCGGCUACUCUGGAUUUAUGCUACAAUGUGAACUUUGCCGAGACUGGUUCCAUAAGAGAUGUGUUGGUUUCUCGUCUAAGAAUGUCGAUGUCAGUCGUCUUCGCUACGUUUGCCCUCACUGCGAGCGCACAAAUCGCCCGGAAUUGGCUGAGGUGAUUUUAAUCUUGAAGGAAUUGGUGCCGCAUUUCUUGGGUCAGGAGGACGAAGACAACGAAGUUACUCCACCUUAUAGACUGGGAGAUUGGUCAAAAUCGGUCGAGAACAUCGGCUCUGAGUUGACAAGUGUUCUUUCCUCAAUCCCUUUGCUGUUGAAAUUCCCUUUUCUUACUGCUGUUCAUUUGGCUUGUGAGCGGGCCUUCAUCUUCGCCCGUCGUGUCAAAGAGGUCAUUGAUAGAAGAAGGGAUUUAUGGGAAUUAUUGCGUGAAUAUGAGGCGUUUUCUGGCGUUAAAAUACAGUGGCAAAAUUACAAUGAAGCUGCAAUACUCGCUUCUACGAGGUCGACUAGACACCAACAUCACCAGCAGAGAGGUCAAGCUAUGGGAUCAAGUCUCUCGCGUUCUCACUUACCACCUAACGUUACUAGACCUCCAGGUAUGCAACCCUUGGUCCUACGAACAUCUGCACCCCGAAGUCUCGUCACUUCUGAAGAGCGACUUCAGCAACUCCGUCACCAACAACAGCAACAACAAUUUGGAGAAAAGGUAUAUCAACAGUAA
This is a messenger RNA of Rodentolepis nana, 2799 nucleotides long. The record is from the annotation of a GenBank genome assembly. NCBI's taxonomy places the organism in Eukaryota, Metazoa, Platyhelminthes, Cestoda, Cyclophyllidea, Hymenolepididae.